AUGAAAAAGUUCACGGCGCAGGUCAUUGGAAAAUUUCUUUUGUCAGACAUAUUCCAUGUCUAUGGAGUACCCGAAGUUAUCGUUAGCGAUAAUGGUUCGCAGUUUAGGUCAAAUGACUUUAAUGCAUUUUUGACUAAAUUGGGCAUUCAGCAUACCUACACGGCUCUUUAUUCCCCUCAGGCCAAUGCAUCUGAACGGGUGAAUAGGUCUAUGAUUGCAGGAAUCAGAGCAUUUUUGAAGAAGGAUCAUAAAAUGUGGGAUGAACACCUUAGUUCCAUAAGUUGUGCUUUACGCAACUCUGUUCAUCACACCAUCAAAUGCUCUCCUUAUUUUGCCACCUUUGGCUUCGAUAUGGUGACCCAUGGCGAUUCUUAUCGAUUACUGCGUAAUGUCCAUAUGUUAGAUGAAUCUCAUUCUACAUUGAAGAGGGAAGAUCAGCUGGCUUUGCUGAGGAAAGACUUGCGAGAGAAUAUUGCGAAGGCUCAUGCCACUAAUCGAGAUCGGUACAACUUGAGAACUCGUCCUGUUUCCUAUUCUGUAGGGCAAACCGUUUUCCGCAGGAACUUUUCACAGAGCAGUGCAGAGAAGCAGUACAGUGCGAAGUUCGCACCGGUAUUUGUAAAGGCGGUAGUGAAAUCCAAACUUGGGACUAAUUACUAUGUGUUACAAGAUGUAGAUGUGGCAACAGCAGUAGUGACGACGACAACAUUACCACCAAAUCUGGUUGGUUUGCGUAAAAAAUAA
This is a messenger RNA of Stomoxys calcitrans (stable fly), 744 nucleotides long. RefSeq lists its product as uncharacterized. Gene Ontology annotation, molecular function: nucleic acid binding. NCBI's taxonomy places the organism in Eukaryota, Metazoa, Arthropoda, Insecta, Diptera, Muscidae. Bases 1 to 744 code for a protein of 247 amino acids. The transcript has 2 exons. The record is from RefSeq and is a predicted model, not a curated record. Gene Ontology annotation, biological process: DNA integration.